Messenger RNA from Penicillium chermesinum, 1029 nucleotides. Its product is annotated as quinone oxidoreductase. Gene Ontology annotation, molecular function: oxidoreductase activity, acting on NAD(P)H. The transcript has 2 exons. NCBI's taxonomy places the organism in Eukaryota, Fungi, Ascomycota, Eurotiomycetes, Eurotiales, Aspergillaceae. The record is from RefSeq and is a predicted model, not a curated record. The annotation marks the transcript as partial.
UUAUUGUUUUACCAACGAGGCCCCCUAGUCACCACACAGACUCAUGACGUAUCAGUACCGAAGCCUGCAAAGGAUCAAGUAUUGAUUCGCGUUGUGGUUGCAGCCAGCAACCCUAAAGACUACAAGCAUGUCCUUUCCACAGGGACCGCAAUAAACAGUGGUGAUGACGCUGCUGGUAUUAUUGAAGACUUGGGAAGCUCCGUUGAAUCAUCUGGGCAAUUCAGGCGAGGUGAUCGUGUUGCCAUAUUCCACGCCAUGAUGACACCAGGGGGAACGUAUGCUGAGUAUGCUCUCGCCCCAGCCACAACAGUUUUGCUCCUGCCUCAAUGGAUCAGCUUUGAGUGUUCGCUCCCCUGGUCCGAUAUCUUCCGCCCUUGUAUAUUAGCUUACUUCUCAACAGCAGCGUCAACGAUCCCGUUAACAACCCUUGCAGCUGCGCUUCCUCUUUUCCGUCGCCAAAGUCUACCAGCACCAUGGAUGAAGCGCAGCACCAAUGCAGCCCCUCUGCCUUUGAUUGUGUACGGUGCCUCCUCAGCUUUGGGGAGUUUUGCGAUCAAGCUCGCGCGCCAUGCCAAUAUUCAUCCCAUUAUUGCUAUUGCAGGUGGAUCAUCGGACUAUAUAAAGCAAUUUUUGGAUUAUAGCCGAGGCGAUGCACUUGUGGACUAUCGCAAUGGCGCGGAUGUGUUGAAGUCAGACGUGAAAAAGGCAUUGAACGGACUCCAGGCAUUUCAUGCUCUCGACGCUAUCAGUGAAUCGAAGUCAUGGGUACAAGUUGCGCAGAUGCUGUCAGGUGGUGUCGUCUCGGUUGUCCAAGGGAGCGAGAAAUACGACGAGCCGGAUAUUCCUGCGAAUGUCGAAAUCAGCUACAGCUUUGUUGGGUCGGCCCACUCCGGCAAGUUUCUCAGUUCGAUGCCUAAGCAACCAUCCGAUAAAUCGUCUGUCGAGGCUGACGUGGAGUUCUCUUAUGUUCUCAUCAAUUACAUCUCGCGGCUGCUUUCAAAACACGAGUUUGAGGGACAUCCGUUUGAG